Molecule: messenger RNA, 1863 nt
Organism: Stylophora pistillata
Lineage: Eukaryota; Metazoa; Cnidaria; Anthozoa; Scleractinia; Pocilloporidae
Cellular component (GO): extracellular region
Source: RefSeq, a predicted model, not a curated record
GUCACUCUACAACACACAGCGGAGUCUGCUCCAAUUCAAGCUAUUCUACUAACUCGGCUGUGCUUUAAAACAGUUGAAGAUGCGUUCACUGCCUUUUGUUUUAACCCUUUUGUCAUUAAUACCAUGCUCAGCGAGACCUCAGCAAUCUGCUCAGCUGCGUUCCAAGCGCUCCCAUUGCGCUGACUGGUAUCAUUAUUGCAGCUAUUGGAAAAGAUUGGGAUACUGUCAACCAGGCAGCUAUUACUACAACUCAAUGAGAACGUACUGCAAGUUCACAUGCGGCCUUUGUGGAGCGUGCAGGGAUCUAAAUCAUUAUUGCAGUUACUGGGGCAGUCAAGGAUACUGCCAACAAGGAAGCUCUUACUAUCAAUACAUGAUCACCAACUGCCCGGCCACAUGCAGCGUGUGUAACUGUUCGCCUGAUGCAGAUGCAUCCUGCUCGGACUGGAAAAGUUAUGGUUAUUGUAGCCCCAGCAGCUAUUACUACCAAUACAUGUUGCUUCAUUGUCAAACAACAUGCGGAUUUUGUGUCCAGCCAGCUACAACGGAGCCAGUCACUACAAAUCUUGUCACCACAGCCAACCCAAUAACUACCACUGCACCAGGCACCACCGCUGCACCAGGCACUACUGCUGCACCAGGUACCACUGCUGUACCGGGUACCACCGCUGCACCAGGUACCACUGUUGCACCAGGUACCACUGCUGCACCAGGUACCACUGCUGCACCAGGCACAACGGCUGCACCAGGCACCACCGCUGCACCAGGCACCACUGCUGCACCAGGUACCACCGCCGCACCAGGCACCACCGCUGCACCUGGUACUACCGCUGCACCUGGUACCACUGCUGCACCAGGCACCACCGCUGCACCUGGUACUACCGCUGCACCAGGUACCACUGCUGCACCAGGUACCACCGCUGCACCUGGUACCACCGCUACACCUGGUACCACCGCUGCACCUGGUACCACCGCUGCACCUGGUACCACCGCUACACCUGGUACCACUGCUGCACCUGGGACAACCGCUGCACCAGGUACCACUGCUGCACCAGGCACUACUUCUGCACCAGGUACCACUGCUGCCCCAGGCACAACUCCUGCACCAGGUACUACAGCUAGCCCUGUUACCACGGAGGAACCAAGCACCACGAAUAGUCCCUCAACAACUGACUCACCCAGCACUUCUGCAAAUCCUUCAACCACGAAUGCGCCGGUCACAACGGCUCUUCCGACUCCCCCUGAAAAUCCCUGUUUGAAGGGACACAACGACAGGCGUGCUCUGCACGGGACAGAUCCGCUUGUCUGGAAUAACACUUUGGUGCAACACGCUCAGGUUUGGGCGGAUCACUUAGCGGCUAACGCUGUCAUUGAACAUGAUCCAGACCGCAAUGGUGAAGGAGAAAACAUAGCCUUUUUUCAGGGACAUGACUCUGCUGAUUGUGCUGAUGCCUUGAUUGGAUGGUAUGACAAUGAGGAGCCAAAAUACGACUAUAACAAUCCUGGAUUUACAACCCAAACAGGUCACUUUACGCAGGUUGUGUGGAAAGCAACUACAUCCGUUGGAGUGGCGCAAACUUCAACCGGAUCAGGACAGUCAAAAAAAAUCUACAUUGUGGCUCGCUACUAUCCGACAGGAAACGUCAAUGGUUUCUUCCGUCAAAACGUGGGAAAUAAGCUAUCCCCCUGAAGGGCCUCAAAAAGGUCGCGAGCUCAGUGCAAUCAAUGGGGUGCGAUUCAGAGGAAGGAAAACAGAGUAGCUUAUUGAGGGGAAGAACUUAGAAUUUGGACAUCAAAAUCUCAUGGAAUUUGAAUAAUUAAGUAACCAAGGGAUAUGAAAAUAAAGAGAGCAUUUAGAUCACA